AUGAUAAGGAGUUCCGUUUUCCUGAAAUUUGGACGUUUUGACGUGGAACAUCCGGCGGAAAACCUGUUUCAGAACGAUUCGCUCUGGUAUACUACGUUAGAACCAAAGCGGUACAUUUUAAUGCACGAUGCAGUGCUCAAAGAAGAUACGAAAUCCAUAAUAGGAGCUAUCCGCAGUGGAUAUCACGUUGAUAUUCGUGACCAAUACUACAAGACGCCCUUAAUGGUCGCUGCUAGUGAUGGAAACAUCAAAAUGACGAGGCUACUAAUCCAGCUGGGCGCAGAUGUGAACGCGCGAGACAAUUUCUGGUGGUCACCUCUGCACCACGCCUCUCACUCUGGUAUGGUGGAUGUGGUGGAGUUGCUUCUCGGGCAGGGCGCUGAAAUCGACGCCCGGGCUCUCAAUGGGGCAACACCCCUGUUCCGUGCAAUUGAAACCUCGCGUGCAGCAGUCGUCAACUUGCUCAUUACUAAGGGCGCAAGUAUAACUCUCGAAACGACACAAGGUGUGUUGACUAAACCCCCUCUCCAUGCGCCUAAAAAAUUCCUCCUCUUUUUAAUUAAAUAUCAGCGUAUAAAUAUGGAUUGUAAGAGGCUCACUGAUCUGGUUGAGGGACAAGAAUGUCCCCUUGCGCCCUCGAACUCAUUAUAG
This is a messenger RNA of Dibothriocephalus latus, 651 nucleotides long. Lineage: Eukaryota; Metazoa; Platyhelminthes; Cestoda; Diphyllobothriidea; Diphyllobothriidae. The record is from the annotation of a GenBank genome assembly.